AUGUCAGAGUUUUUCUUUGUGUGUGACCUAAAGCGAAGGCUUGAUGUUGUUCGAGCAAGCCUCAGGAAAGUAUGCAAGUGUCAUGGCGUCACCGGAGGUUGCAAUUUGAAAACCUGCUGGAAGCAACUGGCCCCCUUUAACGUGAUUGGAUCAGAACUAAAACGGAAAUACAGCUCAGCUGUCCGUGUAUCAUUCCUGAACAACAAGCUUCACAAACGAGACAACAAACGAGACAGACUGGUGACUAAAAAAGAAAAGAAGCUGGUCUAUCUCGACUCUUCCCCAGACUACUGUGUACGGAACGCGACCGCCGGCUCGCCUGGAAUGCUGGGAAGGACAUGCCAAGGUGAAAAUUCAUCCUCUGAGGAAUGCAGGUCUCUUUGUAACUCUUGUAAUCUGCGACACCGAACAGUAGAACAUAAGAAGCAAGUCAAGUGUAGAUGUAAGUUCGUGUGGUGCUGUACUGUUAAGUGUAAGGUUUGCACCGUGAAGUUUUCGCUCACAACUUGUGUGUAAUAUAGGUUAGGAUAAAAACCGUUUCACUUAUCACUUCUAUAGUUCAUUAAGUUACAGUUUGAUUCAAGCUCCUUUCAGAAUCUUGGGCGAAAUAUUAAUGCUAUUUUUUAGACUCGUUUUUACACGGUUAAAGGUUUUUGUGGAUAGUUCUUCAGUAAGACAAAGUAGCUUUGAAAUUGGAUGUAUUGUGUGACCUAGUCACUAAGCGGUAAUUUUAACAAGUUUUAUCAUUGAUGUACUAAGUUAUUUUCGCGAUAAUAAAACAUGUAAGGUGGUCUAUUUGUUUUUUCUUUUUAUGUGCGGUGGGGAAUAUUUCGGGUUUACCUGUUAGUUUGCCCUCAAUUUACCCCAACCAAGGCCCAGACCUUCCCCACUAUUAAAUUCAAGCCGGGAAUUCAAGGAAGCAUGUGAACUGGGUUCAAAAUCAAACUAUCCUUUUGGAGAGACGAACAAAAGACGUUUCCCGAAAGAACAGAGUAGUGAAAAUUCAUACUUAUCUUUUUCUGGUUAUGCAUACAGUGUUUGAAGGCGUCUCCAUCUCGCCACAAUUCGUUUAUGUUCGAAGCUAAUUUUAAUUGAUGUAACCGUACUUUCCAUCGAUUUGUAGAGGUUGUCUCCGUGGCGCAAUCGGUUAGCGCGUUCGG
Molecule: messenger RNA, 1160 nt
Organism: Orbicella faveolata
Lineage: Eukaryota; Metazoa; Cnidaria; Anthozoa; Scleractinia; Merulinidae
Product: protein Wnt-2-like
Source: RefSeq, a predicted model, not a curated record